This is a messenger RNA of Teleopsis dalmanni, 107 nucleotides long. Its product is annotated as voltage-dependent T-type calcium channel subunit alpha-1I-like. Lineage: Eukaryota; Metazoa; Arthropoda; Insecta; Diptera; Diopsidae. Gene Ontology annotation, cellular component: voltage-gated sodium channel complex; plasma membrane; voltage-gated calcium channel complex. The record is from RefSeq and is a predicted model, not a curated record. Gene Ontology annotation, biological process: membrane depolarization during action potential; calcium ion import; calcium ion transmembrane transport. Gene Ontology annotation, molecular function: low voltage-gated calcium channel activity; voltage-gated sodium channel activity.
UCGAGCGUAUCUCAAUAAUGGUGAUACUACUGAAUUGCAUUACGUUGGGCAUGUACCAGCCUUGUGUGGACGACAGUUGUGAGAAGAACCGUUGUAAAAUAUUGCAG